This is a messenger RNA of Numida meleagris (helmeted guineafowl), 2778 nucleotides long. RefSeq names its product NADH:ubiquinone oxidoreductase complex assembly factor 7 (gene NDUFAF7). Gene Ontology annotation, cellular component: mitochondrion. The record is from RefSeq and is a predicted model, not a curated record. Bases 1 to 1455 code for a protein of 484 amino acids. The transcript has 9 exons. Lineage: Eukaryota; Metazoa; Chordata; Aves; Galliformes; Numididae. Gene Ontology annotation, biological process: mitochondrial respiratory chain complex I assembly. Gene Ontology annotation, molecular function: protein-arginine omega-N symmetric methyltransferase activity.
AUGGUGCUGCCGCCGGCGUGCCGCGCGCUCCUGGCCACGGCCCUGGGCCUCGCCGGCCGCCAUCGGCUUCCCCGUCACCACGGUAACCGCCGGCCCGCUCCUCCCCCCGCCCCGCCGCGGGUUCCAGCGGGCCGGGCCGCCCUGAGCCCCGCUCCUCUCCUCUCCUCUCCUCUCUUCUCUUCUCUUCUAGCUCCGUUGGCGGCGCGGCUCUGCUCGGGCGCAGGGGGCGAGGUGGGGGCCGCGGGGAGCAGCGAGGCCAGCGGCGUGCUGCGGCAUCUGCUGCUGAAGCUGCGCGCCACCGGGCCGGUGACGGUGGCAGAGUACAUGCGGGAAGCGCUCACCAACCCCGGGCAGGGCUACUACACGCGGCGGGGCGGCGUCGGAGAGGACUUCAUCACCUCGCCGGAGAUCAGCCAGAUAUUUGGAGAGUUAAUAGGAAUAUGGUACGUUAGUGAGUGGAUGGCCACAGGCAAACAGAAUGCAUUCCAGCUGGUGGAACUGGGCCCAGGGACGGGCACCCUCACAGGCGAUAUAUUACGGGUCUUCAACCAGCUUGCCUCUUUACUUAGUAAAUGUGAUGUCUCUGUUCAUCUGGUAGAAGUGAGUCCCAAACUCAGCACGAUCCAAGCACAGAUGCUGACAGGAGGAAAGGUGCAGUCAAACCCUGAGAACAUAUCUGCUUAUAUGAAAGGCAUUAGCAAGACUGGAAUUCCCAUUUACUGGUACAGAGACAUUCAAGAUGUACCACAAGGUUACAGCUUUUACUUAGCGCACGAGUUUCUGGAUGCCCUGCCAAUACAUAAGUUUCAGAGAACAGAGAAAGGCUGGCGUGAAGUGUUGGUUGAUAUAGACCCAGAAGUCCCUGACCAGCUGCGGUUUGUCCUGUCGCCAUCCAGGACCCCUGCAACAGAAAACUUUAUUCAGCCUGAAGAAACACGAGAUCAUGUGGAAGUAUGUCCUGAGGCUGGUGUCCUCAUCCAGAGGCUUGCCUGUCGUAUAGAAAAGGAUGGUGGGGCUGCACUCAUUGCUGAUUAUGGUCACGAUGGAACCAAAACUGACACUUUCCGGGGUUUCCGGAAUCACAAACUUCAUGAUGUACUGAAAGCCCCAGGUACAGCAGACCUGACAGCAGAUGUUGAUUUCAGCUACCUUCGAAAGAUGGCAGAGGGAAGAACAGCAACGUUGGGCCCCGUAAAACAACGGGAGUUCUUAAAAAACAUGGGUAUUGACCUCCGAUUGCAGGUGCUCUUGCAGAAUUCACGUGACUCAGCGACUCAUGAGCAAUUACUCCACAGCUUUGAUAUGUUGAUGAACCCUAAGAAAAUGGGAGACUGUUUUCAUUUUUUUGCCUUACUGCCUCAUCACAGACUUGUACGUCCUAUCAAGAAAGAUAAUCCACAGUCCAAGUCUCCCCUACCACCUGUUGCUGGAUUUGGUGAACUCUCACUGAAGUAAGUUCAGUCACAAAUAAUGUCAAUUACUUACCAAAAUGUGUAACAGUGGUAGCUUUCAGCAGCAACCUAUUAAACAAAACUUUUUAAAAAGUUAAAGCACUCAAGUCCUGUGCAUUUCAUAUUUUCAUGUACUAAAUGUUUUGCAAUAGUAAGCAGUAAGGUAAGAACUAAGCAGUCCGAUUUAUCUUUAAACUGACGGCACGUGAAAUGUCACACUUCUUCCAGGCAAUUUUCCUCACACCAACCUUUCUCAUACCAACCUACAUACCAGAGCCUAGACACAUUUUGGAAGAGAGUGCUUUCAGAGUAAAACUAGUGGUUUAAAUUGGUCAGGCAGUUGCACAUGUGUAGAAAUCGAGAACCGAGUAUACAGAAACCAGUGUACACAGAGCUGAGAAUGAACAGUGUUCCAGGGGUCUUACUACAAAGCUAAGAGGAAUGCUGUCUAGUGGAAUCAAGUUAAAACUCGUCAGUGACAAACAUGAUCUGAGAGACUUCAACUGUACUCAGCUGAGGUACUUGCUUAAAACAACAUGCCUUGACAUCCUUGAAGAUGUUUUUAUGAAGAGAACAGUAAUAGGAAGGAUGUAAAGAAGUUAUUUAUCAGAAAUCAACUGCUAACAGAAUUCCCACAACAGAGUAUAUCUGAUGCCAGACAAAUCCACAAACAAGGAAAUAUGAAGAAACGUUUACUUCUAAGAAAAGUUUACAGGAGAGAGAGUUCACAUAAAUAAAAGGAACAAGUCUGAUAGGGAAAUAAAUUUUAUUUUCAAGCUUAUCAGAGGAUAUUUACAAACAAUUGGAUGUAUAAAAAUAUAAAAGUACUUGACAGUGUCCAUUUCAGGCUAUAAAAUUUUACAUGAGCUUUUUUCUAGCAUCAUCAUAGCAAUAUUGAAUGCAACUUAAUUCACCUAGGGGAAAGGAUAUUAAACACUAUAAUCUACUGCUGUCAAAGUUUGCAGUAAAGGUAGAAAAAAGGGAAUACAGAAAUUCAGCUAUUUUUGCUACUCAAUGAGAAAAGUUUACUUAGAAUGCGUGUCUGAUUUUUUUGGUUCCUCAGCUACCAGCUUGUAUUGCCUGGCCCCAUAAGUCUGCAUAUGUGCAUGUAUUAUCAGGCAAUCCACUCCAAAAGCUAACAGCAUUCCUUUUAAUACAAGUUAAGAAUAAAUAGCUAAUAUUUUUUUUUUCCAGCACAAAGCAGACUUCAUGGGGCGAGACAUCAGCCAGGCCUUAUUUCUUACUGUAGCCCUUUCCUCUCUCAUGUUCUGCUUUUCAAGCAACUGAGCUGGCUUCUUUUCUCCCUUUAAAAAAAAAAAAAAAGACA